AUGAAUGAAAAUAAUAGCAAAAAUGUUGUUGUGGAUAAGCCUAUUAAAAAUGCUGAAGAAGAAAAGAAAAAGGUUGAAGAUAUAAAUAGUUUAUAUGAUAUAUUGAAAAAUGUGAGUAAUAAUAAUGAUAUUUUUAAUAAUGAUGAUUAUAUUUUAAAAGAAUUAUAUCCUUUAAUAAAAAAUGUUAUAGGAGAUAAUAAAAAUAUUUGUUACCAUUAUAAUAAAUCAUUUAUGUUAAAAAGAUGGUGUUUAAAAAUUUUAUAUACAUUAAUAAAUAAAAUUAAGGAUAUGAAUUUGUUUCUUGAUAUUUUUAAUAUGUGUUCAAAACUAAUUAUAAGGGAGAAUGAGAUGAAUUGUCUGAGUUGUAUUAAAAUAAUCAAUGUAAUCCUUGAAGAAAAUAAAAAUAAUUUGAACAUGUUUGACGUAGAUACUUAUAUAAAUGUGAUAUGUCUAUCUAUUUUGAAAAAUUUUUAUAAGAAAAUAAUAUAUAAGGUAAAAAAGGGAAAAUUCCUCAAGUCUUCAAUUAGUAUAUAUAUGAAAAAAAAAAAAAAAAAAAAAAAAAUUGAAAAAAAAGUAAAAGUAAAGGAAAAAGAAUAUAAGAAUAUUAUUUAUUUGCAAAAAAAAAAAAAAGAGAGAUAUAUUUUAAACAGUACAGAUUCUAUCAAAGUAAUCAAAGAAAUCGUAUUAUCUGUUCUUUUUAUAAUACGUAUAUAUCCGAAUGUUAUAAAUAAUGUUGGGAAGUACUUAAAUAUAUUAUGUAAAAUAUUAUCUAUAAUUAAUAUGUACGAUUUUAAAUUAGAAUCUUCCUUUUUUAUUGAGACAAUUGUCGAAGCGAAUAAUUAUUAUUCAAAUAAUAAAAAUGAUACAAAUCAAAAGAAUGAUAAGUCCAAUAUGCAUAUUAUUAAAAAUGUUUUUUAUUAUCAAUAUAUAAAUAAAUCUGAAAACACAGAGCAUAAAAAAGAAUGUAAGACUAACCAUUUAAUAAAUGUACCUUCCAAAAUAGACAAGAAUAAAUGUUCUCUUUUGUUAUGUAAUAAUAAAAGUGAUGAGUUUGAUAACAAUGGUAACCUUCAUCUUAUGUUUAAUGAAAUAUGUCAUGAUAUGGAUAAGAACAAAAUGUAUGAUGGUUUCCCCUUUGAUCAUAAUCAUAAUGCAGCUUUGGUAAAUAAAUUAGAAUGUUUUAAUAAAAGUACAAAUGAUUGUAUUUGUUUGGAGUUGGAGGGUAUUCAUAGACAAGAACUUAAUGAGAAACAAAAAAAAAAAAACAAAAAAAACAAAAAAAAAAAAAAUGAAGACAUUAAAGGGGAUGUAAAAUAUGAUGUUAAAGGGGAUGUAAAAGAUGAUGUAAAAGAUGAUGUAAAAGAUGAUGUAAAAGGUGAUAUAAAAUAUAAUGUUAAAGGUGAUGUAAAAGAUGAUGUAAAAUACAAUGUUAACCAUGUAGACAAUUUUGUUAAUGACCAGACGAACAAUAGUUCUUAUGUUAAUAAAUUAUUAUAUAAUAAUAAUUGCUUGUAUUAUGAGAAAUAUAAAUGGUAUGAUAUAAAGAAUGUUAUUAAUAUAAAAUGUUGUGAAAAGAAAAAAUUUUGUAAACAUGUUAAUUAUAACAUGUAUGAACUUGAUAGAAAUAAACAUAUGGACUUAUUAACUUUACAAAAUGGUAUUAUUUAUAUGAUUUGUUAUUUAUUAAGAGAAGAUAAAAAAAAUAAAUUUUGUCAUUAUAAAGAGUUUGUAAUAAAGAAAGUUAUAUAUAUGUUAAUUAAUAAUCAACAUGAUUAUAUUGAAAAAAAAAAAGAAUUUAUUGAAAAUAUCCGUAUGUUUUUACAUAAUAGUUUCGAUGAACAAAUGAAAUAUUACAUUUCAUUUUUUUUAAAUCCGUUUUUAUAUAAUAAAAGGAAUUAUAUAUAUAUAAAUAAGCAAAGCUUAUUAAAUAUAUAUAUAUUUUCUUUAAUCCAUGAUAUGUUAUUAUAUUAUAAAAGUAAGAAUGUUUGGAAUUAUGAUACAAUUAAUUUAUGUAUAAGUAAUUUUGUCGAUGUACUUAUGCAUAAACAAGCAUAUAUAUAUAUUCAAAAUGUUUGUAUAAAUAUGUUUGUAUAUAUAAUUAAUAUAUUAUUUAUGAUUAAGAAGAGAAAUGGAACCUUCUUUUCAUUAUAUUUUUUUAUUUUGAAUAUCCUGAUGAAUAAAUGUGAAUCUUUAAAGGAAGAAAUUUAUAACAAGAUAUAUAAGCGCAUACAAAGGUUAAGAAGAAUAUCAAAUAAUAGUAAGGGGCAGGAGAAAAGAAAGAAUAAGAUAAAGGAAAAAGAAAAUACUGAAUUUUAUACCGAUAAUAAAAAAAAGAUGAUAUGUAAUAAUUAUUAUAGUGAUUGUACAUAUGAUACAAAUCGUUUUGUAAAAAGAAGUAUAAUAAAAAAUGUAAAUAUAUAUAAAAGGAGUAGUAUUAUUAGUAGUAAUAGUAUUUGUAAUAGUAUUUGUAGUAAUAUUAACUAUUUAUCGCUUAGUCGUGAUAAAAAAUGUAGUCAUUCAAAAAAUGCUUUAAAUUUAAAAAAUAAUAAAGGAUAUAGGAAGACUAAUAAUAAUUUGUAUAUUAUUAAAAAGAGAAAUUACCAUAAAAUGUAUCAUAUACUUAUAGCAUAUAAAUAUAUUUUAUAUGCUCUUCAGGUGUGUAUAAAAUAUAAUAUAUAUUAUAUAUAUAUAUAUUUUAAUCAAGAUAUUAUAAAUAAUAAUAGCUCGAAUGUGUUAAUACAACAAGGAGAUGAUAUAAAAACAUAUUUUUUAAGAAAUGAUGAUAUAACUAAAGACGAUAAAAUUACUCAGAAACAAAAUCAUUCUAUUCAUAAUACGAAUUACAAAUUUAAUGUAAAAAAGACAAAGAAUGGAGCUAAAUAUAAUUACGAAAAAGCUCAUAAUAUAUGUAAUAUGAAUAUUAAAAAGGUAGAGAAUAAAAAUAAUAAUAUUAUAAGUAAAACUAUUAGAAAGGAAAAAAAUAGUAAGGCAAAUAACAUAAAUUCAAACCUUCGAUUAAUAAAUAAAAAUAAUAAUAAUAAUAAUAAAAAAUGUAAAACUAAUGGAAGUGAUUCGAUAAAUAGCUCAAGUGUAUGUGCCAAUUCAUAUCGUCAGAAUAAUCAAACCCAAAAGAAUAAUUCAGAAAUUGAUGAAGUCAUAAAUCUUCAAUUAAAAAAAUGUGGAAAAACAUUUGAUAAUUCUAAUCAUAUAUCUGAUGAAGGUUAUGCCUCUUUGUAUAAGACGAAAGAAUCCAAUAUACCAAGAGACAGUAUAAAAAAUUUGAAUAAUGAAUAUAUUCAUAAAGAGGAAUUUAUUUUGAACCAAAAUAUGAAUGAAGAAAAUGAUAAUGAUAAGGAUGUUUGUUAUAAAAAAGAUUUUAAGGAUCUAGAAAAAGAUAUAUACACACCAUAUAACUUUUUUAAUAAUAGUAAUAAUUUUUUUUUUAAUAAUAACGAUUUUGUUCAAAACGAUUUAAAUUAUUAUGUAAAUUAUUAUAAUAAAGAAAAUCAAGAAAAGUUAAAUAAUAUUAUAAAUUGUAAUAAUCUAAAUAAUACACAUUCUUCAGAUGUUUUACAUCUUUUGCCCUUUUUUGAUCAUAAUGGUCCUUUUGAAUAUGUGAAAAAUUUGGAUACAAAGAAGAAUGAUAUAAAUAUAUCUUAUCAUGACAAAACAAUGAUGGAAAAUAAAAUAAUGAAAGGACAUAUAUCUGAUGUAAAUACAAAUAAUAAUAUAAAUGUAGAUUAUUCUGUAGAUAUGUCUCUUAAUAAUAAUGAAAAUAAUAUUAAUAAAAAAUUUAUGAAUGAUAUGAGUAGUAAUAUUUCAAUGAUACAUACCUUAUAUGGUAACAAAGAUUUACAUCAUGAGAAUACAAAGAUAGAAGAGCAUAAGCAAUGUAAUGAUCAUGAAUAUUUUGAAGAUAUGUAUAGUAUAGAAGAUAUCAAUAUAAAUGCUUCAAAGAAACUGUUUCUCUUUUCUUAUGAUAUGAAGGAUAUAUGGAUAAAGAAAAUAUAUAAACUUUUUUAUAAUAUGAUAAUUUGUUUAAUAUUGUAUCACCAUAGUUUUUGUUAUAUAACAAUGAACAUUUUUGGAGGGAAAUAUUUUCAAAAUGGUAAGAAUAUCGAGUGUGAUGUUAAUAUGACUUAUGGGUAUAAUAAAAAGGAUGAUAUUAAUAAAAAUAUUAAUGAGGAUAUUAAUAAAAAUAUUAAUGAAGAUAUUAAUAAAAAUAUUAAUGAGGAUAACAAUAAUCCGCAUAAUUACCAAAAUAAACAUAAUUUACCAUAUGUUGAAUCGCAUAAUUACCAAAAUAAACAUAAUUUACCAUAUGUUGAAUCGCAUAAUUACCAAAAUAAACAUAAUUUAUCAUAUGUUGAACCGAAUAAUUAUGCCUUAAAAAUUAAAAGACAAAACAUAAAAUCCAAAAUCAAAAGUAAAUUUUAUGAAUGCCUUCUUUAUAUUAAAGAAGAAGAAAAAAUUUUAUUUUAUAUGUGUGCAGAUAUAAUUAUAUAUCUAAGUCGAAAUAAUUUUUACGAUUUUAUAAAUUAUUCCAUUGAUGUUUUAUAUAAAUUAUUAUUCCAAUAUCCUCAAAUUUUUUAUAUCUUUCAUGUGUUGGCAUCUUUAAAACACACCAGUGUUAUAUUUUCCAAGGUAUGUUUAAAUUAUUUAAUAAAAAAAUUUAAAAAUUAUUUACAUAUAAAAAAUAAACUGAAUCCACUACUUUAUUAUAAUCAUGAUGUUAGAAUAAAAUUGGAAGGUGAUAUAUAUAAGAAAAUGUUUAAAUAUAAAUAUAUGUCUCCUUAUGAAUGCUUAUUAAGUAUAAGUAGCUCUUCUAAGGUUAAAAAAUGUAAUAUAAUUGAUUUACAUGAAAAAAAUAAUAAAAUAAAAUAUUAUGAUACUACUUGUUGUACGACACAAAAAUUGUAUGAUCGAAAAUAUGAAUAUAAUAAUGUAAUUAACUUACCAUAUUGUAAUGAUGAAAGAAUAAAGUCAUCUUAUAAUAAUGUGAACGAUUGUUAUAAUAAUAAAAAGAGACAUAAAAAAAUUAAUAGAAAUAUAAAAAAUUUAUUACCACCCUUAAAAUAUACAAACAUAUCAAAACAUUAUUUAUAUAAGAAGAGCUUUAAACAGUGUAAUAUAAAUAUGAAAGAUCGAAAUAAAUAUAUUAAAAUUAAUAAAGCAAAAAAACAGUUUCAUAUUUGUGGUGACUUUUUGGAUUUUCCUAUUUUUGAAGAAUAUAUAAUUAAAAAGGAAAUUAAACGAGAAAAUGGAAAAGAACUUAUAUCUCCUUAUAAGGACUUACAUAAUCUUUAUUUCAAUAAAUGUUUUAAUGAUGAUCCCUUGAAUGAACUAAACAUUAAGGACAAUGAAUAUAUGAACAAAAAUGAUAAAUGGUUGAAUAACAUGAUGAUCUGUUUAAAAGAAAUAAAAAAAAAGAGAAAUAAGCAAUUUUUUUUUCAUGAUUUGUCAAAGCGUGAUUUUUUGAAUUCCAAAAAUUUUGUUUUAAACAAAAAGCGUAUUAAUAUUAAUAUUAAUAUUAAUAAUGGGUUAUUUAAGGAUGAAACGUGUUGUUUAAAUAGAUGUACUAAUAAAAGAAUAAUAAAUGAUAAAAAAUUAUCAUUCUUAAAAUUGAAUAAAUAUAAUGUAACACAUUUUUUGUCUGAUGAUGAAUAUAUUAGAAAAAGAAAUAAUCAUUCAGAUGAAUGCUAUUAUAACAAAAAUAAAUAUAUGUACCACCCAUUAUAUAACAAUUAUAAUGAUGUUCAUGAAAAUAUGCUUUCACAUAAGUCAAAUUUAUUUAAUAAUGCUUAUAAUAUAUAUUGGUCCCACAACGAAUUAAAUAUUAGAAUGAUUUAUUUUUUUUUGAAUUACAUCAAAUUUUACCAGUAUGAAAAUAUGAAUUUCUUGAAAGAGCUAGAUAUGAUGUGUAAAAUAUGUUUAGAUUUAAUAUUAAAGGAUUAUAAGUGUAUUGAAUUAAUUAAUUUAUUAAAAUAUAUAUUUGAAACGAUCUGUUAUAUAAAUAUUUCCACUGAUUUAAUGAAAAGCAAAAAAGAGAAAAAACAAGAUGAUAAUAAUAAAAAGAAACAAAAAAUAAACGAUGAAUAUUAUAAUAUAAAUCAUACAGAAUAUAUGAAUAAAAAAUCUGGACAUGGUGGUGUUAUAAUAGAAAAUUACUUGAAAAAUGCAAAUGAUAAGAAGAUCCCAGAAGUAAAUAAAAAUAUGAACGAUGUAAAAAGUGAUGGUAUAACAAAUUUGAAUGACAAUAAUAUAAAGUGUGAUAAUUAUAAUAGUUUAUAUUAUAGCGAUAAAAAUGUAUACAGCAAUAUAAGCAAUUCUUUGAAUACUUAUGAUAUUAACGAAAAAUUUGAACAAGAUAAAUGUACUAUUAAAAAUGACAAUUCUUUUGAUAGGAAUAAAGAAAGUUAUAACCCUAAUGUAGGUAAUGAAAAAGAUAUUUAUUCUUACAGUAGUAUUCAUAAGGAUGAUAAAAAUAUGUGUUAUAUAAAUACAAGCUAUAUAAUACAUGAUUUCUUAAAAUGGUUUGAAAAUGUUCAUUUUGAAGUACCCAAAGUAGUUAGAACAUUAUUGUGUGAAUUAUGUUUACAGUUGCCAGUAAAUUAUUUUUUGAAAGAUCAUUUUAAUAUUUAUGUAAAAUCUUUAUUAAUUUGUUUAAAAUCAAAAAACCUGCACAUUAUAAGUGUUGCAUUAAAAUGUAUCGAAGAUAUUAUGUGUCAUACAAAUAAUAAUAGUUUAAAGGGUAUUAUAUGUUCGUCCAUAUUUUUUGAUAAUAAAAAUAAAAAGAAAUCUUACAUUUUUACAAAAUUGCUGAAUUUGUUGAAAAAAAAUAAUAUAUAUUAUACAUCACAUCAAUUUGAUUUUAAUAAAAUAUAUUUUGAAAAAAAUAAUUUACUACAAUAUUCUUAUUAUGAUAAGAUAAUAUAUGAAAAGGAAAUGAAUUUAUUUCAAUAUAAUUUUAUGCAUCCAUAUUAUGAAAAAAUAUUACCUGAACAAGCAAGGAAAAAAAAAAAAAUUAUACAAAUAAAUUCUGAACAUGUUAAUAAUUUUUAUAAAGUUUUAAGAAUAUGUGAAAAUUUUAUUGGACAGCAUGGAACAUUGAAUAAUAAUUUGAGGGAAAUGGAUUAUAAGAAUUUUGGAGAAUCUUUUAUAAGGAUAGGUUUUUUGUUAAAAAAGGAAACAAGUAUAAAUAAGAAUAAUGUACAAAUUGAAGAUACGCAAAGAAAAAAUGUGGUUGAUAAUUAUAAUUUAUAUGAUGUAAUGAGUAAACCGAAUGAGGAUACAAUAAUAAUGGAUGGACAAAAAACAGAUGCGAAUGAAUACACGAAAGAUAAUAAUAAUAAUAAUAAUAAUAAUUUAAAUAUAAAUGAUUUGGAUAAUAAUAAUAUUAGUAGUAACAAUGCAUAUACAUUUUAUAAUAUAACUAGAAAUAAUAAUAGUCAUACAUUUAAUGAUAAUAAUUAUGAAUAUAAAUUACAACACUUGAAUUUAGAAGAGACACUAAAUUAUUGUUAUAAGAUUUUAAGAAAUUUUAUAAAGAAUAAUAAGAGCAAAUAUUUAUAUUAUAAUGACCAUUAUAAAAUGAAUAUAUUAAGAAAUAAUGGAACGAAUUAUUUGAUUAAUGAAAUGGUACAGGAUAAACUAGAUAGCGAAAUUAACAUAAAACGAGGUUUAAGAAAUGAGGAGAACGUACCACGAAUUUUUAAUUUUAAUAAUAGUAAUGUUUUAAAAAAGAGAAGGUUUAAUAAUAAUGGGAUUAAUAAUAGGAGACAAAAUAAAAAAUUAAAAGGCAGCACAACAAAAAGUAUUAAUAUUAAUGGUAAUAAUAUUAAUAUUAAUUAUGAUAAUUAUGAUGAAAAUGUAGUUGAUGUAGUACAUCUAAAUGAGCUGGAAGAACAAAAUUGUUUGGAAAAUGAAAGAAAAAGUAAUUAUGAACAUAAUAAUAAUAAUUUUUAUUAUAAGGAUAAUAAAAAAAUAUAUAAUAUAGACAAUUCAAAUAAUUAUUAUCAAAAUAAUAAAAUGUUUAGUGAAAAAAAUAAACAUAAAUAUUUCCAUGGAAGUGAUAUUUGCCUGAAUUGUAUUAACAUCGAACAAAGAAUCCAUUGUUAUAGAAUCGUGAUUUCUAUAUUUAUUUUCCUUUUAAAUCAUUCGAGGUGCAUAUCAGAAUAUUAUAAAUAUAUGAUAGAUGUCGGUUUAAGGAAUGAUGAUUUUAUAAAAAAUCAAAGUGCUACUAGUAAAAAAACAAAAAAACAAUCUGUACAUGUUGAUAUGAAUAAAAAGGAUGAAGAAGGGUUUUAUGAGAAAGAUCCUAAUGUUAGAGGAAACAAAAAAAAUGAAUUAUUAUGUGAAAAUGUAAAAGAAACAUGUGAAGAAAAUUAUCAGGACGAUGCUAAUAAAUGCAUAGAUGGACAAAAUAAUAUAUGUUUGAAUGAUAAAAUCGGAGAUAUUAUAGUAAGCAGGAAUAAAAAAAAGAAGAAGAAUAAAUAUAUAUAUUCGUUUCAGUCAUGUUCAUGUAAAAAAUAUAUAUAUAAAUAUAAUUUUCUAUGUAAUAAUUAUGAAAAGGAUAAUAUAAAAAAAUUGAUGUAUUGCUUUCUAAUUAUGGUCAUAGAAAUUAACCAUAUAUUAAAUAAAAAGAAGAGGAAUUGUGGGAAUAGUUUUAUAAGAAAUAAAAAUAGAGAAAAUAUAGAAAAGAAGAUUAGUCAUAAUAAGAUGAACUUAUGUGCUGAUAAGGAUAUAAUAAUAAUAACUAAUGAUAAAUUGGAAAAUAUAAAUUCUCAUUAUAGUAUAUGUAAUGAUAAAAAUUGGGCAUAUAAAUUAAAAUAUUUCGUAAAAAAUAUUAUUAGAAGGAUAUCUUUGAUAUUAGCUAAUCGUUAUAUACUAAGAAAGGAUUUAAAUUUAAUAUAUAUAAAAAAUCAUAACAACGAAAUGGAUGUAUCUAAAUUUAUUUUCAGCAUGUGUAAUAUAAUUGAAUACGAUCCAUGUUUUAUACAAAUGAGUUUGGAAGGUUUAAAUAUAAUUGAAAAAAUUAUAAGAAGUUUAUUAAAAGUGCAAGCUGUAAAUAUAAAGGAUUGUUUGAAAUCUCCAUUUUUUUGUGAUAUAUGUGAAUGUAUAUUAAAUAUAUGUCGAAAUAAUAAAAUGAAAAAGAAGAUUUUUGGAUUAUUAUUAUUUAUAAAAGUAUUAAGAAUUAUUCCUCCUUAUUGGAUUGAAUACAAUAUAUACGAGAUGAUAGAUACUUUAUUAACUUGUUAUGAGAAGAGUAAUAUAUUAAUAUAUGAUAAAAUAAUACCACGUCUUAUUGAGGAAUGUUUUUGUUUAUUAUUAUCAUCUUUAUUUAUUGGAUAUGUUGGAGAUAUGAAUAUAUAUAUUUUAAAAAACAUGACGCAAAACCAUGAGAAUGUGUAUGAUGAAGAGGAAUAUAUAGAUACUGCGAAGGAUAAAAAUAUGUGUAAUAUUGAGAGUAAGAAUUAUUAUGAUAAAUACAAUAUAUGUGUACGAAACAUGGAAGAGGAUAAUGUUUUAAGGUAUGUACAAGAUAAAAUCAUUAGAAAUAUGAAGGGUAAAGGAGAUUUAUUUUAUAAUUUUCUACACAAAAGGGAGUUAAAUAAAAAUAGGGACGAUACAAUUAAUAAUAAUAAUAAUAUAUAUGAUUCGUGUGGGUAUAAAAAGGUUUAUUUAAAAUGUUCGAAUUUUUGGUAUAGUAAGGAUGAAAUAUAUACUUGGAAUGUUUUAACGGGUAAGGAGAAAAAUCGAAGAAAUAAAAAGGAGAUAUCAAAAAUGGGUAGGAUGUUAUAUAAUAUAUUGAAUAUGUGUAUUAAGUGUUUAUACAAAGACAACAACAAUAAUAAUAAUAAUAAUAAUGAUAAUAUUUAUAAUGAUAAUAUUUAUAAUAAUAAUAAUAUUUAUAAUAAUAAUAAUAUUUAUAAUAAUAAUAAUAUUUAUAAUAAUAAUAAUAUUUAUAAUAAUAAUAAUAAUAUUUAUAAUAAUAAUUAUAUUAGUUAUUAUAAUAAUUAUAAUUAUUAUUAUUACAAUAGAGUAUUUAUAAAAAAGUGCUUUUUUAUAAUAUCAAAAAUAUUAGGAACAAAUAUAAACGAUUUAUUAUUAAUCAAAAAUAAAUUAUCGUUAGAAACGUUAUUAUUUAAAUAUUUUAGCUUAUCUAAUUUUAUAAAAUUCUCCUUAAAAUUAAAAAUAUCUUAUUUAGAUUAUUUAUGUUUUUUUUUAAAUGAAAAACCAAGUAUAAAAUUUGACGAGAAUAAUAUUAGUAACAUAAUUAUUAUUAUUCUUAAUAUUAUUGAAGAUAUUGAAAAGAAGGAUCAAAGAAAAUAUAAAUAUAUUUAUAAUAUUUCAAGUAACAAAAAUAAAAAUAAAAGUAUAAAUAAUAAUAUGAAUUCAUAUGUACAAGGCGCAAAUAAAAAUAAUCAUGCUUAUAAUAGUAUAUAUUUAGAUUUAAUAUAUGACAAAGAACAAAAUGUAGAUUACACUUUUAUAAAAAAAAAAAAUAAUCACGAUGGUGAUGAACAUAGAAAUAAGAAUAUAUAUAAAGAUAAUCGUAAAAGAAAACAUGAUAAAUCCAUUUUUUAUAAUAAUGUAGAUAAGGAUUAUUUAAAAAAUGAAGACCUUUUUGUAGGUUCUCGAAUUCCUGUUGAAACUAAUAAUAAUGUAUUAUUAAAUAUGAUGGAGAAAUAUAAUUGUGUUAAUAAUGUAGAUGGAAAGAAUAUUGGACGUAAGGAUAUAAUUUCAUGUCAUAAAAAUAAAGAUAGGUUUGAUGAAAAUGGUGUUGUUCUGGAUUAUGGAAAUGAUGAAGAAGAAAAGAAGGAUGAUACUAAUAUUAUGAAUAAUUUUAAAGAUGACAAGAAAAUAAAUAAGUUGUCUAAUUCGUAUUAUUCUAUGUAUUUUGAUAGUAAGUUAGAUAGUACGAGGAAUCAUAAUUAUGAAGAGACAAUAAAUAAAAAUAAAAGUAAGGAUAUGUCACAAAUCAAAAUAACAGAUAUGUUUCCUGAAUAUAAGAAUAAAAAGGAUAAUCAUAAUGAAAAGAUGUCGUUGAAUAUUCUUGCUCAAAGUUAUCCUGUGGUAAAUAAGAGGAAAUAUAAAAGUAGUACGUCAUUAAAUAAUAAGCGUGGUAGAAAGGGAAAAAAUAAAAAUAAUAAUAAUAAUAAAAAUAAUGAUGAUAAUAAUAAUAUUGAUGAUAAUAAAAUUGAUGAUAAUAAUAAUGAUGAUAAUAAAAUUGAUGAUAAUAAUAAUGAUGAUAAUAAAAUUGAUGAUAAUAAAAUUGAUGAUAAUAAAAUUGAUGAUAAUAAUUAUAAUGAUGAGAAUGAUUAUGUUGUAGGGAAAGACAUAAAACGAAGGAAAGGAAAUAAUACAAUGGACGAUAAAGAUAAAAGUAUUAAUAAUAAUGAUAAUAAUAAUAAAGAAAAUGAUAAAGGUAAUUACUUUAAAGAUAAUUUCCAUACAGGAAGGCUAAAUAUUUCUAGAGCGUCCACAGAAGGAGGAUAUAAAAAAAAAUCAUUUUUUAGAAAUGCCAUAAAUAAAAUUACUAAUUAUUUUCAUUAUAAUUUAAAAGAUAAAUCAACUUUGAAAAAUGAUGAAUCAGUAAAUGUAAAAUUAAAUGUAAGUCUAAAUGUACCGAUAGAAAAUAAGGUGGACCAAUCAUUAAUAAAUAAUAAUAAUUCUAAUGAUAAUAAAAAUAUUUCUUACAACAAUGGUUGUAUUAACAAAAAUGUAGGACAUAACAUAUCUUAUAAUAAAAUUAAUGUUGUGCGUGAUGUGAAAGAUGAGAAUGGUAAAAAGAAAGGCAAUAUGAAAUUUAUAAGUGAAAUAAAAAGUAUUAAUAAUAAUAAUAAUAAUUAUAAAGAAAAUCAUAAAAAGCUAGGAAAAAAUGAUGAUGAAAGAAUUAAAGAUAAAAUGAACGAAGAAAGGUACAAUGAUGAUUAUCAAGAUGAAAUUGGAAAAAAAAAGUUUAAUGAUGAUGUGGAUGAAAAAGAAAAUGAUGAUGUAGAUGAGGAAGAAAAUGAUGAUGUAGAUGAGGAAGAAAAUAUUGUUAUUGAAUUUUUUAUAUAUUUUAUGAAUUUGUUAAAAAUAUGUUUUGAGCAUCCAUUAUAUAGAGAUCAUUUAUUGUCAAUAAAUAUAAAAAUAAAUAAAAAAACUGUAUCGUUAUAUUAUCGAUGUAUGGAAGUAUUAUUGAAUUUUUUAUUUAACACAGACAAACGGUUAUGUAGAAAAGCUGAAGAAACGUUGAAUAAUAUAAUACAUGUACAUGAAAAGGAUAAGGAUAUAAUAAUAAAACCACAAGAAAGUAUAAGAAUAUUAAAGCGUUAUGAUGAUAAUAUUUAUGGAUUAAUGAAACGAGGUAGUAGAAAUAUUAGAAAGGUUGAUUUGAGGAAAAGUGUACCAAUGUGUAAUCAAACGAGUAGGGAAUAUGAUAUGUGUGAUAGGAAUGGUGGUAAGGAGGAAAAGAAUGAAAAAAAUGGACAGCAUGAAAAAUAUGGAGAACAUGAAAAAAAUGGAGAACAUGAAAAAUAUGGAGAACAUGAAAAAUAUGGAGAACAUGAAAAAAAUGGAGAACGUGAAAAAUAUGGACAUUAUAAUAACACAACGGCCAAUCACAAAUUUAUUAACAUUAUUAAAAAGAAAAAUAAUAUAUCGAUAGAUAGAGGUAUCAUAAAGAAUUUUCAAAAAAAUCACAAUAACAAAAGUGUGAGUAUAUAUAAAGGAAAUAUGAAUUCCACCAAAUUAAAUAAAAAGGAUUUGAAAAUCUAUUUAAAAGGUUUGUUAUGUAAUUUAUCAUAUGUUUUAAAAAAUAAAUCACAUAUAUUAAAAUCAAAUUUUAUCAUUGGCUUAAGUAAAAUUUAUUGUUUAUUCCCAGAUUUAUUUUCUUCAUUUUUAAUUGAAGGAUUUAUUAAAUAUAUAAAAUUAUUUCAUGAACGUAUUGAUGACAAUCCUAUGUAUUAUAAAAAUGUGGAGCAUAUCUUAAAAAUAUUUAGUAAAUUUUUUGUUAUUCCUAAAUUAUCAUAUGAUCAAUUUAAAGAAAUCAUUAAUUUGUUAUUAAAAUUAUAUGAAAAGGAUAAGAAAGGGUAUGUGAAUAAUGAAAACAUGGGAAUAAAUUAUUAUAAACAUUAUAUAAAUAAAAUAUGUAAUGAUGAAAAGAAGAUAAAAGAGAAAGAUAAGGUGGUUAUAAAUGAUUUAAUAACAUUUCAAAAUAUGACGGGGUUAGAAAAUUCUUUUCUUGAAAAAGGUUAUAGAUCAAAUUCGAAACAGUCGUUAAUUACGAGUUAUUUUGAUAUAGAUAGAAAAGUUAGUAGGAAUAUAAAAGAGCAAGAAAUUAAUAAUAAUAAUAAUGAUAAUAUAAAUAUAUAUAAAAAAGAAAAAAACAUUUUAGAAACUGCUGAUAUAUGUUAUAAUAAUCAAAAUAAUAUAAAUGGUUUCAUAAAAACGGCCGAAGAAGAAAAGGAUAUUCUUGAACGUUAUAUAUCUGUUCAUAAUAAUAGUUUAUGUGUAUGUAAUUUAUAUAUAUCAAGUUUAAGUUUGUUAUGUUGUAAAAAUUAUGAACAUUGUUAUAAAUAUUUUCUUUAUCAUCGUAAUAAUGAAAGGAUUUUUUCUUUCUUUAUAUUAUUAUUGGAUAAUAAGAAAUUGAGUGAUCUAAGAAGAUAUGUAUGUAAGAAGUCAUAUUUGUUGAUUAACCUUCUUUUAAGAUAUAUGUCAGAAAUGGAUACACAAAAAAUAUUUUUUUUUUAUAACAUAUUUAGUAUAUCUAUAGUACCUGUGCAUGAUGAUGAUAUGAGAGAUAUUAUAUGUUGUGACUACAAUAAAUUGAGAGAUUUCAUGAAUAAGAAAUAUUAUGAUAAUAAAAAAGAACAAAAUAUAAAUCAAAAUAUAAAUCAAAAUAUAAAUCAAAAUAUAAAUCAAAAUAUAAAUCAAAAUAUAAAUCAUAAUAUAAAUCAAAAUAUAAAUCAUAAUAUAAAUCAAAAUAUAAAUCAAAAUAUAAAUCAAAAUAUAAAUCAGAAUAUAAAUCAAAAUAUAAAUCAAAAUAUAAAUCAAAAUAUAAAUCAAAUUACAUAUGAUGAAUAUAAUUAUUAUAUUAAUAAUUAUGAAAAAUGUGUUUCUUCCAUUAAUAAUGUUGGUAUUAGCCCCCUUCGUAAUAUCCCCUUUUUAAAUAACAUAUGUAAUGUUAUAAAUAUUGUACACACCUUGCUAAAACAUGAUUCUUCUUUUAUUUUUAUUAAUUUUUAUGAGGAGAGAAUUAAAAAGAAUAAAUUAUGUAUUAUUGAAAUUUUGUAUAUAUGUAUAAGUUUUAUGAUAAAUGAAUAUAUGAACUUGAAAAAUAAGAAUUUGCUUUAUUUUGUAAAUGAUGAGAUAUGUAAAAAAUGUGUUAAGGUAUUUAUAAUAUUUUUUCAUUAUACUAGAGAUUUAAUUAUAGACAUAAAAAAUAAAAUAGAAAAUAACAAGGAUAAUAUAAAUAUUACUAAAAAUGAGAAACAAAGUAUGAAUACAUUUAUUUUUAAUAUGAAAAAUGAGAAGGAAGAUCUUUUUGAAGAGAAUAAAAAAACUAAAUAUCUUUUUCAUAAUAUAGAAUAUAAUAAGAAUUUAUUUUAUUUUAGGACGAAUAUAUUUAUUCUAUUAAAUUUUAUAUUAUGUGUACCAAAAAAAAAUAUUGAUUAUACAUAUAUAGAGAGAUUUUUUAAAAAGCAUGCUAUAAAAAGUUUACUUUAUCGAGAAAAGAGAUAUAUCUUUUUUAAAAUAAUAGAUAUAUUACGUAUGUUUAAUUUAUCAAUAUUUCCUAAAUUUUAUGAAACAACAGUGUCAUUUUUAAUAAUACCUAUAUUAAAGGAAUAUGUUAAAUCAAACAGUGGGUUAGAAUAUAUGAACCGGAGUCAAAAUGUAUGUGAUAUAAAUAAAAAUAAUGUGGAUGGAAUGGAUAGUAUAUGUUUUGAUGACAAAUCAUUAUUUGAAGAUAUGAAUAGGAUUGGUAAGAUGAAUGAUGAUAGUAAAGUUUUGAUGUUCUUGAGUACGAAACUUUUUUCACACGCGACCAUAAAUUGUGGUGGGAAUAUAUAUAUGGAAAGACGUACGAGUUAUAAGAGUGAUAUGUCGAGUCCCACAAAUGAAUAUAAUAAUAUGGGAAAUGGUAGUACUAUAUCAGGUAUACAUGAAAUAUGUAGUAAUAAUAAUAAAAAUAAUAUACAUAAUAAAAACUUUGUAAAAACAUACCAAACUAAUGACUCCUUUAAUUAUAAAGAUUUAAACAACAGGCGAGGUGGUGUUAAUAAUGAUAAGAAGAAUAUAUAUAAUACACAUACCAAUAAAAUAUAUGGACCCAUAAGAAAUUUAUUAAAUUGUAGUUUUAUACACAACUUGAAUGAUUUAAGUAGUGGUUUUAAUAAUAAUGUAAAAUCUUCUUAUUGUUUAUUUUAUUUAUAUUAUUAUAAUGAGGAGAAUCAUUUUAAGGCAUAUCCUUUAUAUAAUAAUAAUUAUAAUACUUUAUUUUUAUAUAUAGAAGAAAUAAGUUAUGUGUUGAAAUGUGUAAUAGAUUAUAUACCUAAUUAUAAUGAUAUAGUUAUAAUGAAAAAAUUAAUUAUUUGUAAAAUAUUUAUUGAUAUAUUAAAAAAGUUCAAACGUCAAAAGUAUAGAGAUUUAUUUUUUAAAUAUAUUGAAAGAGAAAAUAAUAAAUAUAUUUUUUAUCCUUUAACAAAUAUUAAACAAUUAUGUAUAAAUAAUAUAAUAAAAAUAUAUAAGCAUAAUAUUUAUGAAUAUAAUAAUAAUAAUUUGGUGAGUCUAUUUUAUUAUUUAUUAUUAGGUUCAGAAAAUAAGCAGUGUAUAAAAUGUACUCCGCACAAUAUAAAAGAAUUAUUUAAAAUGAUAAUAAAUAAAAAAAAAAAUAAAAAAAUAUUACAUAAUAAUAAUAAUAAUAAUAUAUUUAGUACAAAUAACAUAUUGAAAAGAAAAAAUAUGUGGAUGUACUUAUUUAGAAAAUAUUAUAUGAGUUAUAUAUACUAUGGGGAUUAUAUAAUAAAGGAUACCAUAUAUAACGCUAAUAAUUAUUAUGAAGAUAUUUAUAAUUAUUCACCACUUCCUAAUUAUAAAGAUAGGGUAAUUUUUCAUGUUGAUAUAUUAAAAAAUUGUAAAAAUAUCUUUAUUAAUUGUAUUAAGAAAGAAAAAAAUAUAGAUAAAAAAAUAGACAUGAUAAAAAUAAUAUUUAAAUAUAAAUUUGACUUUUUUAAUUUUUAUCCUUAUAUAGUAAAUAUUAUACUUGAUGUUUUAAACAGUAAAAAUUUUGUUAUAUCGUUAGAUAAAAUAAAUAAGUACAAUACAAAUAAAAGAAUCAACUUUUUUAUAAAAUCAUUGAAUAUAAUUAUGGACUUUAUAAAAUUUAAUAUGUUGAUUAAUUGUGUCAAUUAUUUAUUCUUAAUUAAUGAAGAUAAAAUACUUUUGAAAAAAAAUCCAUUAUUUGGUGAUGGUAAUCAAGAAGAAAUAUUCAUGAGGGAUAUAACAGCGGAUGGUUUUGAAGGCAACAUAAUAUAUAAUAAAUUGGGUGAUGAAACAAAAAAAAAAAGAACAAAUGAUGGAAUUGGUUAUGUUGGCUUAUAUAAUGAUAUAAAUGAUUAUGUGUAUAAUAAUAUAUGUAAUGAAGGACAUGAUAAUAAUGAUGAUGAUAAUGAUGAUGAUAAUAAUGAUAAUGAUGAUAAUGAUAAUGAUGAUAAUAAUAAUAAUCAUGUACAUAAUAAUAAUCGUGAACAUAAUAAGAAUUAUACAACACAUUGUUACGAAAAAAAGGAUAAUAUGUUGGUAGACUUACAAAACAAAAUAUAUAACUAUUUUAUGAUAAACAAAAAGAAUAAUAAUAUACAUUUAGAUCACUUUAUAAUUCCUAUUUUUAAUAUAUUAAAAAAGUAUGAUAAUAUUAAUGUCGAUUACGAUUUGUUAAGUAUUUUAUUUAAUUUUAUUAUAUGUAGUAUAAUAAAAAAUGUGAUUGAAUUUUCGAGAUAUGGUGUUACGAAUAAAUGUAUAUCUAUCCUUGUGAGUAUAUUAAAAGCUAAGGUAAAUAUAAACAUUAAAUAUAUGAAUAUUUAUGGUGUGUUAGCAUGUAUAUUAUUCCCUUCUGAGUUUAUAAAACAUAAAACAAAAUGGAAAACGUGUAAGGAUAAAAAGAAUAAAUAUUGUGAUAAACAAAAUAAGAAUGUUUUAAAAAAUAAUUGUGGUUUAAAUGAAGAUAUAAAUAAUGAAAAAGAAAUAAAUAAAAUAGGUUAUAAAAAUAUUAGUAAUAUGAAUAAGAAAAAUCAUAUAUAUGAUUUGCAUAACACAUCAUUGAAACAAUCCCAUGUGAGAAAUAAAAAUCUUUAUAUAAAUUGUAAUAUUUAUAAUGAUUCUAUAUAUAUGUUGAAUGAUUAUUUUAAUACAUCAUGUGUGAAUUAUAUAAAUAUUUAUAAUAUGAAUGUAAUAAAAUGUAUACAUAAAAUAUUAUACGUAUUAAUAUUAUAUGAGAGUAGAGAAAAUAUAUGUAAAAAUUUACAUAUGAUAACUUGUAUAUUUUUUUUAUUAAUGAAUAAUAAAGUUAAUAAUAAAAAGGAAAAAAUGGGUUUGUUCAAAUUAUUAAAUCAUAUGAUGUUGACACAUAAUUUGUAUGUCUCUGGUGUGGAUAAUUUAUUUAGUAAUAUAAAAAGAAAAAAUAAUAUAAAUGAAGAUAUAAAUGAAGAUAUAAAUGAAGAUAUAAAUAAUAAUAAUAUUUUCUCUUAUAUUUAUGAUGAAAAGAAUGAAAAUGUAGAUGUUAAUAAGAAAAUAUUAGAUUUGCAUAAUAUGCUAAUUCUUUUAUGUAUCAAAGGAAUGAAAGAAUAUAAUAAAAAAGAAGGAAAAAAAAAAAAAAAUAUAAUAUACUAUAAUGAUAAAAUAAUGUUUGUUAUAAAUUUAGAAACAAGUGUUUCUAUAUUUAAAGUCUUACUUAAUCUAUAUAAGGAAAGGGAAUGUGUUUAUAAAGAUAUAGUAAAGCAUAUUUUAUUAAAAUAUAUUAAGAGUUUAGAUAGGCUAUCAAAAUAUUAUUUAUCACACCGGAUAAUAAGAAAAAGAUAUAAAAAUAAUAAUAUUAAUAAUAAUGGUGAUAAUAUUAAUUAUUGUGAUAAUAUUAAUUAUUGUGAUAAUAUUAAUUAUGGUGAUAAUAUUAAUUAUGGUGAUAAUAUUAAUAAUGGUGAUAAUAUUAAUAAUGGUGAUAAUAUUAAUAAUGGUGAUAAUAUUAAUUAUUGUGAUAAUAUUAAUUAUUGUGAUAAUAUUAAUUAUGGUGAUAAUAUUAAUUAUGGUGAUAAUAUUAAUUAUGGUGAUAAUAUUAAUUAUGGUGAUAAUAUUAAUUAUGGUGAUAAUAUUAAUAAUGGUGAUAAUAUUAAUUAUGGUGAUAAUAUUAAUUAUGGUGAUAAUAUUAAUUCUUGUGAUAAUAUUAAUUAUGGUGGUAAUAUUAAUUAUUGCGUUUAUGUUCUUAAGAAAUUACUAUUUUUAAUCAACGCAAAUUUAUAUCUUCUUAGUAAGAAAUAUAUAUUUCAAUUUUUUAAUGUUCUCCAAAAUAUUAUAAAGACAAAAAGAAUUAAAAACAAAAAAUAUCAUAAUUUUUAUUUGUUCUUAUUAAAUAUAUUCGAAUACCACCUUGUGAAAAAUACACAUACGAAUAUGGUAAAUCAUCAUUAUAAAGACAUUUUAUGUAAUGAUGAAAAGUCAUAUAAUUCUUUCUCUUUAUAUAAUGAGAGCACUAGUAAGCGAGCAAUAAAAAAUCGUAAAAAAGCAAUCAAUUUAUUUAAAAGAAUAAAAACAAAUGGUUCUAUUUAUGAAAAUUAUAUUAAAUAUAUAAAUAGACGUUAUAAUGACAAGAAGGUUUAUAUAAUAGAUAGGUAUAAUUAUAAACCCUAUGGAAAUUAUGUGUUUUCUAUGGAUAGAUUCAUAUAUAAAAGAAAAAGAAGAACACUCUUGAACAUAUUCAAGGGAGAAAUAAAAAGGAAUUCUUAUUUAGGAGAAUUUAUAAAGAAAGAUAUAAUGAUUAAACAAUCUGGUAAUUAUCAUAUAUUUAAUAUAAAUACGUUAUAUAAUAAAGAGAAUGACAAACUAAAUCACAAUAUAGGUAUUUAUAAUAAUAGACAUAAGAAAGAUACAAUUACUAGUCUAGAUACCGAUGAUACAUUAAGAAAAGGUGUGCAUAAAAGGAAUGAAAGUUAUGAAGAUAUAAAUUAUAAAAAUAUCUCAGCGGAUAACAACAACAACAAAAAAAAAAAAAAAAAUUAUCUAGGAAUACAAGCAAAAAUUUAUGAACAUAAUGAUAUGAAGAAGAUGUUGAAGAGGAAAAAGAUCCAUAACAAAUACAAAAAAUACAAAAAAUAUAAAAAAUACAAAAAAUACAAUAUGUACAAUGUUUACAAUAAUUUGUAUGAUGGGAGUCAUAAUGAUAUCAUAAACCAAGAGAAUAAUCAUACUUUAACAUGUGAAUCAUCUUGUUUCUUCAUAAGAAACCAACAUUUUAAUAAACAUUCUUUGAACAAAAUCAAAUUUAAUAAAAAUGAAACACUUCAGAAAAAGAGUAAAAUAAAACGAAUUAAAAAUUAUAUGAACACAUUUGAAUUUUUAUAUGAAAAGAAUAUUAUGGAAUCUUGCUUAUAUGAAGAUAUAUUUUUUUUUAGAAAUGAAGAACAUACAAAAUUGAGAAGGUAUAGAUAUCCAUAUUUGUGUUCAUAUACAUGUAAUAUUAAAAAUAUAAGUCUAACAUGUGAAGAAAAAGCCGAAAUAAUAAAAGGAUUAAUUAUAUAUGAUUAUAUUAAUGAUUAUUCUUGUUAUAUAAAAUAUUAUGAUAUUUUAUUAAGUUUUAUUAAAGAAGAAAGGAAAAGGACCCACAAAAAAAUAAAGAACAUAGAAAAUGUAAUGAAUAGAACGAUAGAUAUUUUAUUACCAAAUAUUUUAAGAGGAACGUUUUCAUCUUUUCCAAGUAUUCAAUAUACGUGUACACAAAUAUUUAAGAAACAUUUUUUAUGUAAUAAUUUAUUUGGAUGUAUAUAUUUCUUAUUUAAUAAUGAAUAUUAUAAAUAUAUUAUUGAUAAAUAUUUUAUAUCUUUAUGGAUAAAUGUUUUAUUUUCGUUUUUUAAAAAAAAUAUUGAUGUGUAUGUAUCAUCAGAAAAUAAGACACAGGAAUUAAUUCCUUACAUGUGUUAUAAUAAAAAUGAAAGGGGUGAAAAGAUUAAAUGGCCUAAUAAAACUCCAGAAAGAUAUGAACAUAACUUCUAUGUAAACACCCUUUAUGAAUAUCCCAAACGUGUAAAAAGAAAACAAAUACUUCCUUAUAAUGAUAAGAUGAAAAAAUACAAUUCUAAAUUUUCUCUUUGGAAAAUGAAAUUAAAAAAAUAUUGUAUGGAACAGAAAUUAUUUAUUCAUAAAUGUAAGGAAAAAAUAGGGAAAGCUAAAUAUAUGUUUAGAUCAUUCUUAAGCAUAAUACAUUUAUAUAAAGAAUAUUGUAGAAAGGUGUGGAUAGAAUUAUUUCCUCAACUUUUUUACUUUUUCAAUAAAGAGGAAAUAAAAAUAUUGAAUAUGUGUUUAAUACGUUUUCUGAAUAAUUAUAUACAAAUAUAUGAUUCUUUUAAGCUAAAAAAAAAUAAAAUCAUUCGACAGUAUAAUUCUUUGGAAGAGACUCAUAUGAAAAGUAAUUUAAAUAAUUCAUAUGUAAAUAACGAAAAUAUUAAUGUAUUAGAAACAAUUCUUAGUAGUGUGCUAAAAAUUAAUAAGUUAAUAUUUAUACCUUAUGAAAUCAUUUUUUAUUGUUCGAAACAUUUCGGGAUGUAUGAAAUUUGUAGAUAUAUAUUGCAAGCGUAUUUAUACAAUAAUUUAAAAAAAGAAAAAGCUAUGAAGAAUAAGGAUAAGAAAUGUAUAGAGACAAGUAAUUAUGGUAACAAUAAAAAGAAAAGUAACAACGGAUAUGAACAAAAGGAAGAAGACAUAAUUAUAAAUUAUGUAAAUAAUUUUAAAGAACUUGUUAAUUAUCUUAUGGAUAUUAAUUAUUAUUUGAAUUCAUAUGAUAAUAUGUAUGUGUUGAAAAAAUAUUAUAUUAAAAAUGUACAAGUAGAAAAAUUAAUAUUAAAUAACCAUUUUCAUUUUUAUUCAAAAAUAGAAGAUUCAUAUUUGAGUAAUUUUCUUAAUUCACAAAAUAUGAAAUUAAGUAGAGAGGAAAUAAAUAUAUGUAAAGAGAGUUGGAUAGAUAGUUUAAAAUAUUUUAAUAAAACAUCCUGUAUAGAAAGUUAUAUGAAUAUUAAUAAUAUUAAUAAUAAAAAUGAAAAUGUGAAUAAUUCUAUUAUGCUUAAAAAUUAUUUUAAUAAUAGUAAUUAUUCACAAAAUAAAGGUGAUGAUCUAUUUUUUUUUAAUUGUAGUUAUAAAUAUGCAAGAAAUAAUUACUUGAAUAAUUUAGACGAUAUAUAUAAUUUAAUAAAUGAUCAUAUAUAUAUAGAUGAUUACAAUACGAUGAAUAUGGGUUUGUCUGGCGAGAAAGAUAUAUUAGGAAAUCAACACAAAUAUAUAAAUAAUAAUAAUAAUAAUAAUGAUAAUAAUUUUUGUAGUAGUAAUAUUUGUAGUGAUGAUCUUCAUUAUAAUAACUGUACAAAUUCCAAAAAUAAAAAUGAAAAGAUACAAAAAUCAAUUCAUGAUUUUUUUAAAUGUACAAACAAUACAAAUAAAAUAUGUAAUUCAUAUAAAAUAGAUGAGAAAAAAAACUUCUUCCAUAAUAAUUAUAAUUAUAAUUAUACAUAUACCAAUUUGCAUAAUACAAAUAAAGUUGAUGAUCCAUUUUGUUUAAACAAAAUUAACCAAUACCACGAAAAACCUUCUCGGGAGAAACAUAAUUCAAGUUCUGAAAUAAUAAAUAAUAUAAUAAACAAAUUGUACGAAAAAAAUUGUAACCUUGUAGGUUAUAUGUAUGAUAUAGAAGAUAACACCAUGGCACCAAAAAAUGUUAAGGACAAAAUAUUUUUAGAUAACAAUCAAAAGUAUUCUUUACACAUGAGUAAUACGAAUAAGAACACAUUUUUAAAUAAUAAUUUUAAGUUUAAUAUUGAAAAAAAACAUAUAAAUAAAAUGAACCAAAUUAUAAAUAAUGGUAUGUGUAACUUAGUUAAUAAUGUAAAAGAUUUAUUACAUUAUAAUAAAUAUGAAUCUUUAAAUCUGUUAUUUUUACAUUCACAUAUAUUUGAACAUGCUCAUAGAAGUAUAGAGUUAAUUAAGGAAGAUGUUAUUGAACAAAAGAAUGUCAGGAAAAAAGAGAAAGAAAGAAAAUUGUUAAGUUUAUUAGAUAAUUUAUGUAAUAUAUGUAAAAAGGAGCAAGGUCUUUUUUUUUAUGAUAACGAUAUAAAUAAUUUAAACUAUGUAGAUAUGUGGAAAAAUACAUUUUUAAAAAUAUGUAAAAUUAUAUUAAAUCGUGAAACAGAAAAAAAUAAAACAUUUAAUAAUUUGAUUAAUAGUAAUUAUAAUGAUCAUUACGAUAAUUAUGAUAAUGCCCUGCAUUUUUAUAAUCAAAACUUUUAUCAGCAACACCUGUGUAAUAAUACAUAUGGGAAUACAUGUGAUCAUUUUGUUCCUCAUGAAUAUUUACAAAAUGACAAGUCACAUAUCUUAGUAAAUUUAAUAAAAAACAUGAGAGAGAACAAUCGACUGUCCUACAAUUAUUUUGAUAAAAUGUAUGAAGGAUUUCUAAAUUAUAAUAACAAAAAGAUGUCUAUCAAAAAUAAUUAUAUAUAUAACAUUGAAAUAAUAAAAAUGAAUUUAAGAAAAUUAAUAAAUGGAAACAAUUAUGCAGACGUAAUAUUAAACAGUGGCCAAUUUAAUAAUGUAAAUUAUAAUAUGGCUGAAAAAUUAUUAGAUAAAUAUAGUACCAUGUGUGAUGAAGCCGAAUUAUUAAAUGAUAAAAAAAGUAACAACAAAAAAGAAAAAAAGGUUAAAAUGUGUCAGGAUGAUAACUAUUUGUAUAUUACAAAUAUGGAACGUGAAUAUUUUAAUAUAUGUAUUAACCUAAAAAAAUUAAAAAAAAAUAAAUUUCUACAUAAAGUUAUAAAAAAAAUCAAGUGUUAUAUAAAUUCAUUAAAUAUUAUUAACAAUUUUAAUUUUGAUACUUUACCAAUGGUUGGUUAUGAGAAAUUCAGAAGUGAAUUCUUUUAUAUGAAAGGGAAAAUAUUAUGUAAUCUGAAUCAGAUUAUUAUAUUUUUAUAUAAAAAUAAUUUUAUCGAAAUGAAUCCUAAAAACAAUGGUUAUGCAUGUACAGGUCAAUGUAUUAAUAAGGAUGUUAUAUUUGUUAAAAGUGAUUAUUUAAAUAUAAAAACACCUGUUUUUACAAAAGAAAAUAUUAAUUCUGAUGUGCAUUUACUCAAAACGAAUUCUUGUAAUGUUCAACAAUAUGAACCCCCCAAAAAUGAUGCCAUAGACAAUAUUAAAAUUGAAGUUUGUCAUAGUAAUAUACGACCGAAAGAAAAAAAAGACAAACUUCAUAAUAUUGAUAUAAUGAUAGACGAACAAAAUAAUGAUACUAAUGUUAAGAAAAAAAGAAGAUAUAAUAAGAAGAUGUCUAUAAACAAAGAAACGGAAGACCAAAGGUAUGUACAAGAAAUGAAAAAUGUGCAGGAUAACAUUGAGAUAACGAAUAUAGAUUGUAUUAUAGGUAAAGAAAAUAAUAUGGAAGAAAAAAAUAAUAUUUGUAAUAAUCCUUUAAAUAACAAUAAUAUAGGUAAACCUAAUGUUGAUAAUAAUAAAUGUUGUUACAUUAUUGGUCCUGAUAACUGUAAAAGCAGCGAAAAAAAGAAUGUUAAGAAAAAAAGGAAAAAAAAAAUAGAAAUGAAAUUACAUUCUGAUUAUUCAUGUAAAUGUAAUAUGAAACAGAUCAAACAUUUUGAUAGUGAUUUGAUUGAAGAAUGUUUACUUUCGUCUUUAAAAAUUUAUCCUCUAGAAAAUAAUUCAUGGAUUAUUUGGGGAGAUUAUUGUAACAAAUUAUUUAAAGAAAGUGAAAAUAUUUCAUUUUGCUUAAGUUCUAUAAUUUGUUAUUUAAUGUAUUCAAGUUUAAAUAUAAACAAAGGUUAUUAUUAUAUGAGUAACGUAUUGCAUAUGUUAAAUUAUGGUACAAAAGAUAAUAGUAUAUUUCAAGUUUUUAAUAAAUAUAAUGAAAGCAUAUGUCCAAAUAUAUGGCUCUUUUAUUAUCCAUUUCUAAUGAACAAUAUUAACAUAAAUAAAAAGAACUAUUUAUAUUUCCACAAAAUUUUUUAUAUAUUAAUGCGAAAUUUUCCACAAGAUAUUUUUUACGAUUUACGAACAAUACAUAUUUAUAGGAAAAAAAAAUUAUAUCAAUUAAAUGAAAUAAAAAAUAAAACAAAUAAUAAUGGGGAAAUGUCUCUUUGCGAUGGUUCUCAUGAUAUUUUAAAAAUUAAAAAUGGACUUCAAAUUAAUAAGGAAGAACAUAAUAAUAAUAUAUCACACUUGAAUAAUAAAAAUUCUGAACAUGUUCAGGAUAUUUCUGACAUGUGCAAUUUGGAAAAUGGCUAUAAAGAAGAAAUGGCUAGUACUGUAAAAAUUAAUUUGAAGAAAGGAAAAGAUAAAGACAACGAUUUAUUAAGACUUGAUAAUAUAAAUAAUGAUAAUAUAAAUAAUAAUGAUAGUAAUAAUGAUAAUAUAAAUAACAGCAUAAGUAAUAAGAAUAAUAUUUAUUGUUACAAAAAUGAUGAAGAUAAUAAUGCUUGUGCUUCUUAUCAAACUGGCAAUGGUAUAAAAAAUAAUAAAUAUACGUAUCAAUUUGCGGAUAUAUAUAUGGAUGGAUUUGAUCAAUUAAUAAAUGUGUUUAAAAAUAAAUAUUCUGAUGUUUUCUUAUCAUUAGAUUACUUGUGUAAUGAAAUAUUAAAUUAUAACAAAUUUGAAGCUUUUGAAGAAACGUAUCAUAUUAUAAAUAAACUGUUUCAUAAUUGUAUGGACAUUGGGAACUCCGAAAUACAUAUAAACGAAAUUAUGCAGAAUGUAACUAACAAUAUUUUGUAUAAACGAUAUAAGAAAAAAUUGAAAAAGAAUAAAAAUAUGUAUAAUAGGAAAUAUAAAAAUGUUGUUAAAAAUAUGAAUAAGUUUUGGAAGGAAUUUAAAAAGGAUAUAAAAUUUUUAAAAAAAACUGGAUGUAUUGAAAAAUUGAACACAACAAAGAUGAGAAAAAAGAAAAAUUAUAUAAAAAAUAAAAAUAUGGAUAAUUUUAGUGUUAUAAAUGAAUAUUCAAAAAAUAUGUUAUCAGGGAAUGAUAAUUCGCGUUAUAUGUUAUCAUAUUUUAUAGCUUUUUUAAAAAAAUGGAAAUAUAUGUUGUCUAUAUAUUUAUCACAAUUAACUGAAACACAAGCUUUAGAAGAUUGUUCUUAUACGUUAUGUGAUGCAUUGCACAAAUUUGAUAUUCCUAUUGAAUUACCAAAACAGAGAUUGAAAUAUAUUGGAGAAUAUUUAAAUUAUCAUUACAAUUUAAAUACAUUUUGCCCUUCCAAAAUUAUUAAGGUUAAUUCUUCGGUAACGUAUAAUGUGUCAAACAAUUAUAUUUUAAGAAAAGUUAGUUUUUUAACAAACGAUGGAAAUAUUUAUUAUUAUACACAACAACCACGUAAUUAUGUAAGGAAUAAAUCUGAGCAUAAAUUUAUGUUAUUCCAAGUGUUGUUAAAUAAUAUAAUGUUCAAUUUUUCACAAACCAAAAAAAGGGGCUUAUCCUUUAAAAUAAAUUUUAAUACGCAAAUACAUCCAAAUAUUAUAUUAAAGGAACAACCAAAGGAUGAUAUUACCCUUCAUGAAGUAUACAAUGAAUAUAUUUCAGUUCUUAGAAGUGACAAAUAUUCUAUGGAUAAUAUAAUGUUGUAUCACCGAAAUUUGGUUCAAAGUUCUCUUCACAGAUUAUUAUUAAAAGAAAUAGAAAUUAAGUUAAAAUGUGACAAAAAGUAUAUGAAUAUGUCUAUUGAUGAUGUUGUGCAAGACAAAAAUGAUAUUACAGGUUUUACAAAAAAGGAAGGUCAAGACAUAAAUAAAAAAAACAACCACGUCAACAACAACAUUAACAGCAACAACAAUAAUAAUAAUAAUAAUGAUAGUAAGGACGAAUGUAAUAUGUUGUUGAAAAUGUUCUCUUGCCAAAAUGAUUUAGUGUGUGAGACAAAGAACUCAAAUCGUGAAAAUAUUAAUAUUAAUAUUCCUUCAAAUAAUAAAAUACAUUUAUCAAAUCUUGAAUAUUAUUGUUCUUUAACAUAUGAAGAAUUAUUAAAACAUUUUUGCAAUGAAGAAUGGUUUCAUAAAAUUUUAAAAAAAUGUGAAAAAAAAAGUGUAAGAAAAAGUUUUAAGACAAUUUGUAAAAUGAUACCAAAUAAUAUCUUGAAAAAUUACUUUUUUUCUAUACAUAAUAAUAAUAUUGAAAAUUAUAGCAUUUUCCAUGAUCAAUUUGUCAAAAAUUAUUCUAUAUUGUGUAUGUUAAAUUAUGUAUUUUUCCAACUUAAUACUAAUUUAGAUAAUAUAGUUAUAUCCAAAUGUUCAGGCAGAUCAGGGUAUUGUGAAGGAAGACCAUUAUAUAAAGAUUUUACGAUGAAAAAAGAUAUAAAUAGGAAAAAAUUAGCAUUCAGAUUAACAAGAAAUAUAAAAGAAUUUAUUGGAUUUCAAGGAUUACAUGGAAGUUUUCCUUUAUGUUUUUAUUCGUCCAUUAUGGCUAUUAAAAAGAAAAAAAUGGAAAUAAAAAACUUUUUGAAUCUAGCUAUUUCGGAUGAUUUUUUUACCUUACAUGUUCAGAAAAAAAAUAGGAAUUUAAUGGAAAAAAAUAAAGGUAGAAUAAAAUCUGAAUAUAUAAAAGAAAAUGAUAAUGAAAUAUGUAAAAAAACAUUAAUAAAUGAAUACAUAAAGUGUUUACGUAUUGACGAUAUAGAAAAACGAAAUAUAUUAAAGAAUGCUGAAAAUUAUGUUAGUACAAUAUUUGGUCGUGUGCAGUUUUUGUAUAAAAAUAAAUUAGAAAGAAGGAAAAUUGUCAAUACAUUGAAAUCGAAUGAGAAGUCAAAUAUAAAUGUGUACGAAUAUUUUUCGGAUUUACACGAUAUAACAUCUUUAUCAGAAUUAUCAUCUGACAAUAAUAAUGAAUAUAUAAAUUAUGAUGAAGUUGAUAAGAAGAGAGCUCAAAACGUUGGAACACGUGAAUAUAAAAGGAAGAAAAAGGAAAAUGUUGUUCAACAAAAAACGGUAAAAGAAGAAAAACCAGUAAAUAUAAAUAUGGAAAAUGUACAAGAUAUACAUAUAGAUAUGGAUGAAGAAAAUAGUAAAACAAAGGAAUGUACAAAUAAUAUUACAAAUGACGAUAUAGUAAUUAAUUCUCAGAAUGAUAAUAAUAAUGAUAGAAUUAACAAAUUGAUUGACAUGACAAAUAUAGAAGGAGUAAAAGAAAUAAAGAAGGGAGAAAACAAUUCUUGUAAUAAUAAAGGGAAAAGGAAGUAUAAAAAAAAUAUAACUAAUUCAUAUAAUAAUGACGAACGUAAGAAUGUUCAUCAAUUAUUAGAACAGAGGACAUUUGAAAAUAUUAGAAAUGAAAAAAGGAAUAUACAAGAUUGUACUGAACAUGAAAUAGAUGAAGAAGGAAUGAAAAAAGACGAAAACAGCCAUAAUAAUUACAAGCAUGUAAAAAAUUAUGAUAAUAAUAAAUAUAAUGAUGAAGAAAAAAAUAUGAAAUAUAAGAAGAUAAAAAAUAUAUCUGUAGCUGAUAUAAAUAAAUCGGUAGUUGAUCUUAUGGAAAUGUCUAUGGAUAAAAAGAAUUUAAAAAAUGCAAAAAGAACAUGGUUUCCAUGGUUUUAA
Messenger RNA from Plasmodium falciparum 3D7, 27816 nucleotides. RefSeq lists its product as uncharacterized. NCBI's taxonomy places the organism in Eukaryota, Apicomplexa, Aconoidasida, Haemosporida, Plasmodiidae. The record is from RefSeq and is a predicted model, not a curated record. Gene Ontology annotation, molecular function: transferase activity; kinase activity.